CCUCUCUGGCUACCUGCCUCUCUGUCGGUCUGUCUGACAGUUUAGUGUCUGUCUGUCGCCUCUGAAGGUUGAGGUGAAUAUAAAGCUCGGUAAUGGAGACCGCUGUGGACCGAGGCUCUAGCUUUUCUCCCCGCCGGAGACACACAAACUCACCGGACAAAUAAGGCGACAGAUACCGGACCCCUAACGCAAAACGCCGCCGCUGCCGUUUAUCACAGUGACGCUUUUUAGUGUGUCCUCUUCCUCCUCCUCUUCCUCCUCCUCCUCUCUCCUUCACCUUCUUCUUUUGCUCUAUCAACACGUCUUGAAAAACAGAUGACCUGACCGGGAAGUUACGGACAAAACACGGAUAAAAUCCUCCAAGUCGUCUUGUCCAAUUUACAAGAGGCGCUCUCACCCGAAGGAUCUCUUUAUCUCUGAGCCUGCUCUUCCCUGAGCUCAACAAGAAACUCUUCAUCACCUCCAAUAAGGAAACGUCCUCCUACUCAGACCGAGGCCGCUGAGAAAUGGGCUGCCAAUGAAACACUUUCAAAGUCAUCAAUCAUCUCUGCUCGGCCAGGGGGUCUUCUAGAGGGUUGGACCUCCUCGCCACCAUGAAAGGCUUAGGGACCAACCGUAACAGGCACCUGUCUGACUCCUGUGAACCUUCAUCAAACCAUCCAGAGGCCCUCUACUCUCAGAGGACCAGCACCUUGCCACGGAGCCCUUACCUACUGAGCCCCACAAUGGACCACUACGGUACCAUGGACCCCCACCUCUAUCAACCAGCCAACCCAGCUUCUCUUCCACCAGAUUGCAUGGUGCCCCUCAACAACCAGCUGUCCAACAGCAGCACCUUCCCCAGGAUUCACUACAACUCCUAUGACCAGUCUGACUUCUCCCCACCGGGGGACAGCAUUGGGGGGAUAAGUACGGGGACCAUGGGCACAUCCAUGUCCAUGGGCUUGGGAACGGGCAUGGGCAUGGCAGGACUGAGUGGACGGACACCCAUGAUUACAAGUGGCUCAGCAACUAUAUCACAUCAUAUGACAAAGAACCAGGCACCCCCCAGUCUACUGGAGUUUGAUAAGCAGCUACCUGGAGGCUGUGACGGGUUUAGCACAUUGCAGUUUCAUCGAACAUCUGCUGCUGCUGACGCCAAGCAGCGCACAGACAGUCCUGGCCGCAUCCGUUACAUGUUGCACUCAGUGCAGAAGCUCUUUGCAAAGUCCCAGUCACUGGAGAGCCACAACAUGAAAGGAAAUGUCAACGGACGCUCCACUGGCAGUGGCGGAGGCUCGUCUGGCACUGACGAUGGAGGGAAGCAGAAUCGCAGAUCCAAAAGUAAAGAUCGGGGAACAAAAUCAGAAGCUACUGCCAAGCGGCGGCCACGCUCAAACAUGUCAGGUUAUUGGAGCUCGGAUGAUUUGGACAGCAGCGAUUUGAGCAGCUACCAUAACACCAUGGCCAUGAUGACUUUGGGGCGUCCAACUGGCCAAGAGAGUCACGGGGGGCAAAGCAGAUACAUCCACAGUGGCUACAACACUAUCAGUUCCUCCAAAAGCAGCAAUGACAUGAAGUAUCAGGCACUUCCUAUGCCUGGGGCUGGAGUAGGUGGAGGACUCGGUAGCACUGGAGGAAUGGUAUUAAAUGAUAAUGACUAUAUGAAAGGAGGGUCCUGGUCUACACUGACCAUGGGUCAGCCAAGACAGGUGAUCCAGAAGGGCUCAGCUACUCUAGACAGGUCCAUGCUGAAGUCCAAAUCCUGCCAGCAGGAACUAACCUGCAACUACCUGCAGGUUGGACGAAGGGGUGACUGGAGUAGCACGUUAGGUCGCAGUGGGGGUGCCAAUGAAAUACCAUGUCGUCGGAUGCGCAGUGGUAGCUAUGUGAAAGCAAUGGGAGACAUGGAAGACAGCGACGAUUCGGAGGGAAGCCCCAAACCCUCGCCAAAAAGCGCUGCUCGUCGCCAGAGCUAUCUCAGGGCUACGCAGCAGUCUCUGAGCGACCAGCUACCCCCACGCAACUGUCUUCCGUCUCUUCGAGAGCUCUCCAGUAACCGCAGCCUGGACAACCUAGACUGCAUUGGGGGUACAAGCUCAUCUUUGCCACGCUGGGAUGAUGACGACUUCAGCCAGGCCUGCAGCACCUUGGGCAGACGUAGCUGCCUGGGACAGCUACGGGACCUGGAAAUGAGUCAUCAUUACGAGGACCGCAGCUCCGAGUCCACAUUCAGAGACUCGCGUUCCCACUCUCAGGACAACUCAGAGCCUCCAGACUUGCCCAUGCCAACAUGCUUCCGAUCACGCAGCCACAGCUACCUGAGAGCCAUUCAGGCUGGCUGUUCCCAAGAUGAUGACACGGCGUCCUUGGACUCAGGCUGCUCUCCACCUCUGACUGACUCCACUGUUCGCACCUACAGCACCAGCACCGUCUCUACAUGCAUAACCACCUGUAAGAAGACUGCUCCUCCACCAGUGCCGCCUCGCACAACAUCCAAACCCUACAUCUCUGUCACAGUACAAAGCAGCACAGAGUCAGCCCAGGACAACUACCUGGACCAGCAGGACCGAAGGUCAGAGGUCAACAGUCAGUCAAGCCACGCUCACAGCAACUCCUCUGACAGCCUUGACAGCACCCGUGCCAACAGCCUGGCUCGGGGUAUUCCCCGCCCUCCGCACAUCAUCCCCACUCCCAUAGCCACCCCUAGAGAACCAGUUGCCCCCACCACCUCCAAUGCUGCCACUGAAACAAGUGACCCGGCCAUCCAGAAUGAAUCUGUGAAAUUGGGGUUAAAUAAAGGAAAUCUUGUGGCAGAGGAGCCCCUAGUGGCACCAAUACCCAGGCGGAAACUAUCCUCCAUUGGCAUACAGGUUGACUGUAUUCAGGAAGUUCCACGAGAGGAGACCCCUCCAUUAGCCAAAUUUCAGUCCAUCGGAGUACAGGUGGAGGACGGGUGGCAGCUCAGUGGCUCCAGUAACAUGGCCUCAAAACAAGAAACAGACUCAGACACACAGGACGUCCCAUUCAUCUCCUAUGUCAGUAAUGCCAAACACUCUGAGAAGAAAGUCAUGGUCAAUAGUGCCAGUCAAUCCAUGAGCUCCCCUCCUGGACAGGACUCUUUAGACAAUGGAGACACUACUGGUGGCGUCUCUUCACCUCCGCCGCCCAGACAGAUCCUCAACCGCUCUACCACACGAAGUAGCUCUUCCUCCUUCUCUGAAAGUCUGGACCCAGCGCUGGACCCCUCGUCUCUGCCACCUCCAGAUCCUUGGCUGGAGAGUGGGAAUGGGAAUAGUAGCAGCAUUCCCCAGAGCGGAGGUGGGGGGACGCUGUGUCGGAGAGAUGGCCACUGGUUUCUGAAGUUGCUGCAGGCUGAGACGGGACGCAUGGAAGGCUGGUGCCAGCAGAUGGAGCAGGAGACCAAAGACAACCAGCUUUCAGAGGAGGUGCUGGGGAAGGUUCGCAGUGCUGUAGGAAGUGCCCAGCUCCUAAUAUCUCAGAAGUUCCAGCAGUUCCGGGGACUGUGCGAACAAAACUUGGACGAGGAGAAGGCAACCCCUCCGGCGUCAAAGAAGCCCGGUAAGGGACGACCGUUGCUGGGCCGCGAGAAGAGCGCCGACUCCUCGUCCAACUCUUCAUCGGCCUCGGCAGAGAAGCAGAGACAAGAGGCUCGCAAGCGUCUGCUGGCUGCUAAAAAGGCUGCCUCGUUUCGCCAGAACUCCGCCACAGAGAGCGCAGACAGCAUUGAAAUCUAUGUCCCCGAGGCCCAGACUCGCCUCUGAGAGAGACACACUGAGAGGGAAGGAUACAGGGUCCGAUCGAAGGAGACGGAGAGGAAAACUUCUGGAAUGCAAAUGAGCUACUUUGAGUAAACAAGGAUGGAGGUGGGACGGGGGGGGGGUCAAAAUCCUGGAGAUUGGAGUGGGGAUGGAUUUGGGCAUUUCUGACACACCAUUACAGUUAUAGGCUAUCAGACACUUCUUAAAAAAAAAUAGAAAAUGAAAACUUGUACUUUUAUGGACCCGACAGACUAUGACGCAGGAGACUCCUCAUAUGAGGCUGCCAUUGAAAACCUCAGCUGAUGAACUUUGUCAUUUCUUGUUACUACUCUUGAUAUCAUAAAAUGAAGGUAUUAUUACUACGAUGAUUAUAUCCUGAAGAAUCUAUAUGAAGACUGUUUUAAAACGUUCCUCUAUCUUGGCUAUAAGAUCUAUUAAGUGGACAGAAGACAAACAUUAUUGCUCUUCAGUCUCCCAUCGUCCUCCUCUCUUCCCAGAUUAUUGGCCAUCUUGUAGCUUUGCACAACACCACCUUAUGGCCAUCACACAAACACACACACACACACACUGCACCCACACACAUACUCACAUCUAUGUAUGUCUUCCUGUAUUUAUUUGUUUACUUUUAUCAUCCUUUUGUUUUCUAUAAAAAUCAGUUUUAGAUAUGGUUAUUAUAAAUAUUUUUGGUAUGAUGAAACUGAAAGUCAGAUUUGAUGGGAUAUUUAUAUAGUUCCUAGCAAUUAACUCUCGUGUGUGUGUGUGUGUGUGUGUGUUUCCCCUUCAAAAUGUUCUCGUGUCAAAGAUUUAUAACACUGGUGAGAAUCUUUCAAGUUUAGUUUCUUAAUGGUUGUGAAUGAAAGCACAUCCAGAUAUUAAAGGAUGGCUGAGCGUGAGGACCUCCGUUUCAGUCAGAAUGUCAGAGGCCACAAUUUUACUGAAUAUUAUUAUUUUUUUUUUGUAAGGAAGACAUCUUCAACUCCUCUCGUGUCUCUUUUGCGUCUCCUUGUCCCAUUAACUUUCAUUUUCUGUUUGUGCUGUAACUGCAGAUGCGUGAAUAUUUCAGUCAGGAUUUUUUCUCUUGUCCCAUCUGUCUGUUCAGAGCUUCUUUAAGUGCUUUUAUUAACCACACUUAGCAUUCAACUUGUACAUGUCGAACGAAUCUAGGGCUUUUAACGAAGUAACGCAGCCGGCUGAGUAUGCAGGAUGAUGCUGUGUUAUGGUUUUGCGGGGACGCACAUCAGGACAUGUGUCUUGCUGUAAUUUUUAUACUUUAUUUCCAAAAGCAUUUUGCUCAGCACCAUUCAACAAAAAUCAAUCUUUCUUCUUCGUUACCAUUAUUGCCCCCCCCCCUCAUUGAACAUCAUGUGAAGUACCUGCACUUUUUUUUUUAAUUCAGAGAAAAACAAUCUAAUUAAAGCGUUACGUACAUUA
Scatophagus argus is the source of this 5192-nucleotide messenger RNA. It is a transcript of the gene dlgap4b, whose product is annotated as discs, large (Drosophila) homolog-associated protein 4b. Gene Ontology annotation, biological process: signaling. The transcript has 12 exons. Gene Ontology annotation, molecular function: molecular adaptor activity. Bases 594 to 3764 code for a protein of 1056 amino acids. NCBI's taxonomy places the organism in Eukaryota, Metazoa, Chordata, Actinopteri, Scatophagidae. Gene Ontology annotation, cellular component: postsynaptic specialization; glutamatergic synapse. The record is from RefSeq and is a predicted model, not a curated record.